Molecule: messenger RNA, 1494 nt
Organism: Coffea eugenioides
Lineage: Eukaryota; Viridiplantae; Streptophyta; Magnoliopsida; Gentianales; Rubiaceae
Product: probable leucine-rich repeat receptor-like protein kinase At1g35710
Exons: 7
Coding region: 1-1494 (497 amino acids)
Biological process (GO): hormone-mediated signaling pathway; protein phosphorylation
Cellular component (GO): plasma membrane
Molecular function (GO): protein kinase activity; protein binding; ATP binding
Source: RefSeq, a predicted model, not a curated record
AUGCGCGGAUCCGAAGUGAGAUCCACCUGCGAAUCUUCAAUAACUUGCAUUGAUGUUCAUGUCGGAGUUGUUCUAGUCCAAUCAUUUGAAGGAACUCCGCCGCCGGAGUUUAGGCCAGUGUUUGGGCUGACUUUGGCACUGCUAAAUUUCUGCAGAGACUUUGGCACUGCUAAAUUUCUGCAGGAGGACUCAUCCAAUUGGACUCCUCUUGCUGGCACAUUGGGAUAUAUUGCACCAGAAUUUGCCUACACAAUGAGAGUCACUGAAAACUGUGAUGUUUAUAGCUUUGGGUUCCUGACAUUGAAAAUAAUCAAGUGGAAGCACCCUGGGGAAUUAGUUGGCCAUCUGAUUUCUUCAACAGCUGGAGCCAGAGAAUUGAAAGACUUGUUGGACCAGAGACUUUCGCAUCCCUCACAAGAAAUUGAAAAGAUUCUGAUGGUCAGGUCAAUUGCUACUUUUGUAUCUUUCAGACGACCCGCUGAGUGGAAGACUCAGAAGUCUGUUCUUGUCUGGUUUCUCUGUAACUUCUUCAUUGGAAAUUACGAAAAUGGUGGUGCUUGUGCUUCAGCUGAUGAAGCUGCUGCACUUUUCAAUUGGAAAACCAGCUUUCAAACCCAAAACACCUCCCUGCUAACUUCAUGGAACCUUAAGCCGAUGAAUCCCAAGAAUGCUUCGGGGCUUCCACAGCAAUGCACUUGGUUUGGCAUUACAUGCAUAAAUGGAAGUACCAACAGAUUGAACCUCACAAAUGCAAGUGUUAAGGGUACACUCUACAACUUCCCAUUCUCAUCCCUCCCAAAUCUUGAAUAUCUUGAUCUAAGCUGCAAUGAACUUUUUGGAACCAUGCCCCCUCAGAUAGGUAACCUUUCCAAGCUUAUUUAUCUGAAUUUGUCAGCUAAUCAAUUUUCACAAGAAAUCCCACCUGAAAUAGGCCAUUUAACCAAUCUUCUGGUCCUCCACUUAAGGGAAAAUCAGUUAAAUGGCUCAAUUCCUGCUUCUUUGGGAAAUUUGAAAAAUCUGAGUUAUUUGUCUCUCUAUAACAAUUCACUUUCAGGUGUCAUUCCUCCUGAAAUAGGAAAUAUCUCUAAGCUACUUUAUUUAAGAAUGAGCAUCAAUAAUUUAUCAGGUCCCAUUCCCCCAGAGAUAGGGAAGUUGGCAUCCCUUCAGAGUUUGGGUUUGUCCAAAACUAACCUUACAGGUUCAAUCCCAAAAGCGUUAGGUAAUUUGACUAACUUGACUAUUCUUUAUCUCUUUGGGAAUAAACUUUCUGGUUCAAUUCCUAGGGAAUUGGGGAAUUUGAAGUCUAUUAUGACCAUGGAAUUGCAGAAAAAUCAACUUACUGGUUCAAUUCCCACUUCUUUUGGGAAUUUGAGUAAAUUGAAAACUCUGUUUCUGAACCACAAUCGACUUACUGGUUCCAUCCCACAAGAACUUGGGAAAUUGACAAAGUUGGUUGUCAUGGCAAUGGACCAUAAUCAAUCCCAAGAAACUUGA